Xyrauchen texanus (razorback sucker) is the source of this 8480-nucleotide messenger RNA. Its product is annotated as unconventional myosin-XV-like. The transcript has 64 exons. Lineage: Eukaryota; Metazoa; Chordata; Actinopteri; Cypriniformes; Catostomidae. Gene Ontology annotation, molecular function: ATP binding; cytoskeletal motor activity; protein binding. The coding region runs from base 1 to 8157 and encodes 2718 amino acids. The record is from RefSeq and is a predicted model, not a curated record. Gene Ontology annotation, cellular component: cytoskeleton; myosin complex.
AUGGCAAGUAGCGGUGGAAUAUCAAAGAAAAAGGUAUCAAACUCAGAUGAUUCCAAGACAGAAGAGACGUCUAUUCUCCAGGAUACCACAGCUGACAACCAGGUUGAUUCAUCUGAUGAGCCACAAGACUUGGAGGAAAAGGCCAACUCAGGAGAUGCCAAAUAUGCUAUUGUGUUCCCCAGGAUGAACCAAAGUGGCAAAGUAAAGGAAGCCACUGGUACAUUGACUAGCACCACCACAGACAAUGGUGCUACCACAGAGCGUAAGCCACCAAAGCCUGGUGCCCGUUUGGUUCUUCCAGUAAAGCCAGACCUCAGUCUUCUAAAGUCUAUCAAGAAAUACGCACAAGAAAGUGAUAAAAGUGGUAACCCAAACACACGAGUGACCGAGAGGCAGCCAGAGGUCAAAGCCGACAACAAAGAGCUAACAUUAGGCAUCAAAGACGGUACAAGUGUCCUGCAAGCGGCCAAGGGAAAACUUGGGGGAUCACAAAUAAAUAUCAACAAGCUGUCUAUUUCCAAGCCUUUGCUUAAUGGUGGUGUGGGUACAGUACAGAGCAGAGAAUUAGAAAGGAAAGAGAGGAACGUAGGGAACACAUCAACAGAAGCUGAGACAUGGAGGGAUGGUGUGAAGCAACCUUCUUAUGAGGAGGAUGCAGACCGAGAGGUGGCAGAAUUGAUGGGUGAUGGUCUUUUGCCCUCAGCUAUGGAGCUACACUGGGCUCAGAAUCACCAGAUGUGUGGUGAUCCUCAAGAUUGGAUGCGCCCAGAGAACCUCCUGUCCCAUCAAACGGUGGAGAAGCUCACUAAAUGGACAGUGUAUCAGGAUGAAGAACAUGCCCACACCAUUCCAGUCCAUAAUGGCAGAGGCCCAUGGGAAUCCGAAGAUCCGACCCAAAACAUGUUAGAGGGGAGACUUAACAGCACACAGGUACUGAUGCCAGGAAGCGGCCAGGCUGUGGAGGUGGAUGAGGUGGAAGAUUUGGCACAGCUGGAAGAGGUGUGUGAGAGCUCUGUUCUGCUGAAUCUUAGGAAGCGGUUUCAUCGAGACUCCAUUUAUACGUAUAUUGGCAAUAUGCUCUUGUCCAUUAACCCCUUCAAGCCUCUCAGUAUCUACACUGAAGAGCUGAGACAGCAGUACCAGGGUAAAGAUAAGCACCAUAAUCCACCUCACAUUUAUGCUAUGGCAGAUGCUGCAUUUUGCCAAUCUCAGAGUACAACCCAGGAGCACUGCAUCAUCAUAAAUGGGCAGAGUGGAUCGGGCAAGACAGAGGCUGCCAAGCUCAUUGUCCACUACCUGAGUUCCAUGUAUCAGGGCAGAAACGAUAAAUUACGCCAGCCAAUGGAGGUUUUGCCAAUUCUUGAGAGCUUUGGAAAUGCCAAGACUAUACUUAACAACAACUCUAGCCGAUUUGGAAAGUAUCUACACAUCCAUAUACGCCAUGGUGUUGUAGUUGGGACAUCUUUGUCAAAGUAUCUCCUUGAAAAGUCACGAGUUGUAUUUCAGGCCAAGGAAGAGAGAAACUACCAUGUGUUUUAUGAACUCCUGGAUGGAAUGAAUGAGUGGGACAAGCAAGAUCUUUACCUGCAAGGAGCUGAGACCUACUUCUAUCUCAACCAGGGCAGGGCUUGUGAGCUACAAGGGAAGCAUGAGAAGCAAGAUUUCUUGCUCUUGAUCCACUGCUUGGAGACGAUUGGUUUACAUGCAGAUCAACUUGCAACCAUUUGGGCCAUUCUGUCAUCCAUUCUGCAGUUGGGCAACAUUUGCUUCAGUUCUUAUGAGAGUGAAUCGUUUGAGAUGGCCCGUAUUUUCAGUGAAGCCGAAGCUCGGAGAGUGGGAAACCUCUUGCAAGUGUCAGCUGAGGCAUUACAGAUUGUCAUCACUCAUCGGGUUACAGAAACAUCUUAUGAUAGGAUCUACUGCCCUCUAUCUGUGGAAAGUGCCAUUGAAUCCAGAGAUGCCAUUGCCAAGACGCUGUACUCUGUGCUGUUUGAUUGGAUGCUUGAACGCAUCAAUGAGUGGUUGAUCCCCACCGAGAUGGACAGCACUGUUGGCGUCGUGGACAUAUAUGGCUUUGAGGACCUGAGUGUGAACAGUUUUGAGCAGCUGUGCAUAAACUUUGCCAACGAGAAGCUGCAACAGUUUGUGAACAAAGCCGUGGUGUCACAAGAGCAGGAAGAAUACAGCGCAGAACAGAUUCAGUGGUAUCCAAUAGCCCUGAAAGACGCUCUUGGAUGUCUGGAUCUCAUCUCAGCACGACCGUAUGGAAUUCUUCGCAUCCUGGAUGACCAGACCUGCUUGCCUCAAGCUACGGAUCACACAUUCUUGCAGAAAUGUCACUAUCACCAUGGUAACAGCCCCUACUACACCAAGCCCAAAAUUCCUCUCCCAGUGUUCACCAUAUAUCACUAUGCUGGGGCUGUCACAUACCAGGUGCAUAACUUUCUAAAUAAAAAUCACGACCAGUUUCGACCCGAAGUAUUGGAGCUUUUUGCUCGCAGCAGGUUACAGAUGGUGUCAGGUAUAUUCCGAAAGGUUCAGGAGCGUUACAUUCAGCAGAAAGAGCUGGGAAGAGCAAGAGGCCACCGCAACCAGAUGUCAACAGUAGCUGCUCACUUUCAACAGUCACUUACAGAACUUACCACCCGUUUGGAGAGAUGUAAAACUACAUUUAUACGAUGCUUUAAGCCAAACUAUUUUAAGUUUCCAGGAAUAUUUGAUGUCGACUACAUAACCACACAGCUGAGGCAUGGAGGGAUACUGGAGACCAUUCACAUACGAAAAGAGGGAUUUCCUAUUCGCAUCCCCUUCAGUCUGUUCAUGGAGAGAUAUGGUGUGUUACUAGCCCAGAAAACUACAAACCUCUCUUGUAAAGAGCAGGUGGUUACUUUACUGGACACUAUUGGAGCGGAAGUUGGCCAGUACCAGCUAGGACUCACAAAGGUGUUUCUGAAAGAGGCUCUCUACCAGAGGGUAGAGGAAAAAUGGAGUAGUACCCAAACAUGGGCGGCAGUCACCAUCCAAAGGAACAUUCGUGGCUUUAUUUGCAGACGCAAUUUCCGUUUCUUUAAACAGAAGGCCAUUGUCAUCCAGUCCCAUAUCAGGGGCCACCAGGCCAGGAAGUACUACAAGAGACUGAAGCAAUCAUUCACUCAGUUCUGGGCAACUAUUAUGAUCACGCGGAACACCAUCAAAAGACGUCAUUGGAGGGAACAUUCGGAUAAAAGCAGAGUAAAGCACGUUGCAAAACCUACAUCGACCUCUUCAGAGAUGGAUGUGGGACUAUUGGAGAUCCCAGCAGAACUGUCAGCCAGAUUACGCAAUGCAGCAGGGCGCCCUCAAGGAUCAGGGAUAACAGAAGUAGGUCUGUCACAAGUAAAAGCGGAACACAACCUGUCACUGCCCCUAAAUAUUGACAGUCAUCCUUUCUCUCAAUAUGCCAACACAGUCUUAAAGGAUGGAUGGUGCCAACCGCAGGGCUACCCACUACAGAAGCCCCUGACUUCUCUUGACCCUGAGGAUGCCCGUGCUGCUCUUGAAAUCUACAAAUUGAUCAUGCGUUUCACCGGAGACUCAGAUCUGACAGGAUGGCAAGAGCAGAUGUUAGGGAACUACAUUGUGGAGAAGAGCCAGACUCGGCCCAGCAUCAGAGAUGAGAUUCUAGCCCAGUUGGUCUACCACACUUGGGACAGGGAGAGAGAGGAGAGUGCAGUGCGGGGCUGGUUGCUUCUGGCCUGCUGUCUGAGUGCCUUCACACCCUCUCCUGCCCUGGAGAAACCCCUACUAAAGUAUGUGUCAGAUCGAGGUCCAGGGGAGUACCGCUCUCUGUGCCAGCACAAGCUGCUUACAUCCCUCCAGCUGCCCUCACCUGCCUGUAGGAGGUAUCCUCCUACUCAGCUGGAGUGGACAGCCAAUCAAAGAAAAGGAAAGAUGGUGGUGGAGGUCCACACAUUCAAUGAGGAGAGGUUAACUGUGGAAGUGGAGUCCUGGACGACAGGGGAGCAACUGGCCUCCUGGCUACUUAGCCACAGGAGUCUGACUGAAGCUACAAGAGGCUGGUCUGUGUCUCUGCUGGCUGGGGAAGGCUGGACCGAUCUGGCUGGCUGUGACUUUGUCAUGGAUCUCUUGGCUGGAGUGGAGGCUGAUGUGCCAAUGGGUCACCCACCUGCACAACCUGAUUACCUCUUCAGUGACAUGGGGGACAGGAUGAUGAGCACAGACCUGGAUGACUUUAUACCACCUGCUCCCUCUAUGCAGGCCCCUGGGCUCCCCUCCUUUGAGACAUCUCCAUGGGACACCUACGAACCAACUUCCACAUCUCAGGGAUCUCGAGGGCAGCGGAUGGAUUCUUACGUUGAUGACCUCUUUGACCCUGUGUUAGAUCAGGGUCCUCCGGACUUUGAACGAAUGGCCAUGCUGAAUCGUAGAAUGAGAGGAGGAGGAGGGAUGAUGCCCAGCAUGUACACUGGAGGAGGAAUGCCAAUGAAUCCUGCCAUGGCUGGCUAUGCUGGCACACCGAUGAUGCCAAAUAUGAUGCCCGCUACUGCAUCCAUGUCCAUGAUGCAACCCAUGCAACACAUGCAACACAUGCAACCCAUGCAACCCAUGCAACCUAUGAUGAUGCCAAUGUCUAUGCCAGCUGCCCCACCACCCAUGCCUGUGACCACACCAGCUGUCAACACAGACCAAAUGGCUGCUCAGCAGCAGGCAUUUAUCAAUCAACAGGCUUUGCUCCUGGCCCAGCAGAUGACCAUGCAGGCAAUGACAAUGUCCCAGAAACAGCAGCAGGAAGAGUUAAACAAACGUCAGAAAGAGUCUCAGAGACAGUCUUCAAGGCAAUGGCAGCGCUCUCCUCCACGUGCACGCUCGCCCUCACCCAGGCGCUCGCCCUCACCGAAACCUAAACCUAAACCUAAACCUAUAGCAAAACCCAGCCAUCCCCCAAAAGAGAGAACCAGACCUCAAAGCCCCAAAAAUAUUCCCGAGACCCCUCCAAAGCCCCGCAGCCCUGAGCCUGAGAAUGAUGUGGAUAUUAAGGCCCCAGAAGUUCAAGGGUCCUUUAGAGAAAAGAGAGAUUUUUUUCAAAAGAUUGGUACAUCAGAGGCACGCACAAAGACUGCACCAAAGGUUGCUAAGCCACUGAUCUACGCCUCUCCACCAGUGUCUGAACAUAAAUCACCUCCUCCAAUCAAGACUGAAGUGAAAUCCCUCCCAGAACCUCCUAAAAUCACAGAAACCGAACCAGAAUCUCCGAAACCCACAUCUCCUAAACCAGAACCUACUAGUAACAUUAGAGAAAUUAUCAAGUGGUAUCAGAGCCGGCCCUCUCCAGAACCUAAAGCCUUCAAACCAGUCAAGGUUCCGGCCAAGCACUUUGUAAAGAAAAAUGAUCCAAAAGAAGAAGCACUGGCCAUUCUCAAAGCUCAAGGACCUGUUUCUCAGCAGAAGAAACAAAGGGAUGUUAUGCCUCCUCCACCCCCUCCACCCCCUGAGUCCUCCACCCGUGGCCCUCGCACCAUCUCCAACAAUAUGAAACAAAAGCAGCUCUCAUUAGCUGAUCUCUUUGGCUCACAGCGAUCACAGGCUCCGCCUCCACAUCAAGACCACUCCCCCUCUCCACCAUCUAGCAUCCCUGACCCUCCACCAAUGGCUGCACCCGGAAUAAAUCAGUUUAGCAGAAUGGCAGAGGAGGAGAGUGUUCGCUCCCAGAUGCAUCGAUUCUCAGCCAGUGUGCACUUUUCCUACUCAAGUAUGCCUGGCAAACUCUUCCUGCGCAAGGAGGUUUUCUAUCCCAGAGAAAAAUUCAACCACCCAUACAUCCUUAAUUUACUCUGUGAGCAGAUAAUGAGGGACACUUACUCUGAUUCCUGUCUGAGGAUUUCACGUGAAGAAAGGCGAAAAAUGAAAGACCUGUUGGCGAGUUUUCACAUUGGAGCCAGCAUCAGCUCUCUAGAAGAUGAUGCAAUGAAGAAAAGAAUCGUCAUGGCAGCAAGGGACAACUGGUCCAACUACUUUGCACGUCUCUUUAAUGUGAAGGUGGGAAAUGGAGGAGACGCUCAGAUUCUGGGUGUGUCUCAUAGAGGAAUCAGACUGCUGAAGGUGGCCAGAGCAUCAGGCAUAAAUCCCAAACACCUGAAACUGCUCCACAGCUACAGCUAUGCACAGGUGUUGUCAGUGCAUGCACAAAGGGCUGGAAAGGUGGUGAUCUCUUUGAGUAAUGAGGAGUUAGAACUUCACUCACCACAGUCUCUACAGAUCGCUGCUGUCAUUAAUCUCUUCCUCAUGGAACUGAUCAAGGACUCAGACUAUGUGAUAGCUGUGAAAAGUUAUGUAACUGAUGACAGGAGCUUGCUGAGCUUCCAAAGAGGUGAUGUCAUCAAACUGCUGCAGAUGGAUGGACUUAAGGAUGGAUGGAUGUUUGGUUCCACUGGAGGUCGCUCCGGACUCUUCCCAGUGGAUGUCACUCAGCCCUGUGCCCCACCAGACUACCACAGCAGCAACCUGGAACGACAGCUUGAAAGGAGAAAGAGUAUGAGACUUCCUGGCACCUCUCCCAAUAUCCCUGCUGUCCGCUCGGUGCCAGCCAGCAAAGAGCACAAUGUGGAGGUGAUGUCCAUCCAGAGGUCUGAAUCAGACCAUCAGCAGUAUCCCAUGACUGAGUUUGCCAAGAAAUUCUUCACAGAUGCCAUUGGCAGACCAAAUAUGAAAGACCAUCCUAAUGGUGAGAAUGAGAUGGUGGAAUACACUCCGAAUCCCCUUCAAGAAUCCCUUAUCCUUUUCUCAGAUAAAGAGCUUAAUCUUCUGGGUGCUCAGAAUUUCAUGGUUUUGAUGCAGUUUAUGUUAGAUCAGCCUCUGAAGAAAAAUCAGACAGAGGGCGACUGUGUUAGACACAUUCUACAGCUUGGAAAAGAGAAAGAGUUCCUCAGAGAUGAGAUCUACUGCCAAGUCGUCAAGCAGACCACCAAAAACCCAGUCAAGGAGAACUGUACCCGUGGUUGGCGUUUGCUGACUCUAAUAACUGGAUUCUUCCCCUGUUCUAACACUCUCCUUUCAUAUUUCACCCGCCACCUGGAGACCAUCAUCCGGGAUGCCAACCACCCUUUCCAGGAUCUGGCAAAUGUGUGUGAAAAGAAUCUCAGACUAUCACUAAAUUUUGGAGGACGCAGGCAUAUCCCCUCCCAUUCAGAGAUGGAUGCAAUCUUGGCUGGGAGAAACUCUCGUCGACUUCCCAUCAUGUUGCCAGGUGGAACUGAAUUUACCUGCAAGAUUCGCAGCUUUAGCGUUGCAUUUGAGGUGGAAACAGAUAUUUGUUCAGAGAUGGGUAUCAUGAAUCCAGUAGAGGUGAAGGAAUUUUCUAUCCAUGCCACUAAAAAAGGCGAAAAUAUGGUGCGGCCCAUUCACUCUGAUGAGUAUCUGUUCGACUUCUUGUUGGAUGAUGGCUCGAUCUCCCUCUCCUUUCAUCGAGUUAUCUGGAAACAACCCCUGCACUUCAACAAUGAUCUUUACAUAGAGUUCCACUACCAGCUGCUGAUGGCUAAUUAUCUGGAAGGGAAGAUGCUGCUGCCUUCCAACAGUCCCACAAUUUACCAGCAGGUGGCAGAGUUGACCGUUCUUCAGCACCUCGCCCUCGGGCUGACCCAACCACCCUCAAACCCUGAGGUAAAACAGUACCUUCCCCGGGUGGAUCAGGUCAGUGCCAAUGACGAGAGACUUCUUGCGAGCAUACGGGCACAGUUUUCUGCCAUCGGCCCCCAAAACCAUCUUGAUGCCAAAGCUGGCUUUCUGAAAAUUGUUAUUUCGCUGCCACUAUUUGGAAUGAAUAUAUUCACUGCUCAGAAAGUAAGCCAUCGCAUCUGCCCCUCUCCCUCCUUGAUCGCUGUCAACCAUGAAGUUAUUUUGGUCCUGGAUCCUAAAACACAGAACAUAUGCUUGAAAAUGGCUCUGGAAGAUGUGCAGUCCUUGCGCUCAAUCCGCCCCAAAAAAGACAAGCUGCCAACAGUCGAGGUGAACUUUGGCAACCCAACCAGUCUCAAGACUGUCAGCUUCAGUCUAAAGCAGGCAAAGCAGUUUUGCCAUACCGUUGCUGUUAUUAUGGAGGAGGUGGUAAAACCCACUGCCUACAGCAACUUAUCAAGUCGGACUGGAACCCCUAAUUAAACAAUCUACAUAUGCAACUUAAUAUUAUCACAUUAUUCAAUCAUCAAUUCAGAUGCUCCAAAAAUGUUUCCUACCAUACAACGUGAUCAAUUUUGUAUUUUGAUCAAAUUUUUGAAAAGUUUACAUAUGAUCAAUUCUAAUGAUUUAAAAAUGUUUUAAUUUUAAAAUAUGUGUAUGAUUUAUUGUCAUAAUGAAUGUAUGCCGUCCAAUGGGGAUGAUUUCUAUUCUAUUUAUAAAGUAUACCUGCUUUUGAAAAUGUUCUGUAUAUGUGUUAUUGUCAUGUUUAAUUAUUUGCCCUCAAAUAAUAAUAAUAAUAAAAAAAC